AUGCCUGGCAGAUCUUCUUCUGCCCAUGGCCGAAAGGGCACUGCCGUGAAAGCUGCCGCGGGAAGUCGCAGCAUGCCCGUGUGCAAGAGAGCGAACAAGAAGGGUCAGCAAGAUGAACAACAGAAGAACAAGAAGAGUCAGCAGAGAAGCAAGCCUGGAUGCAAGGCAAAACCAUGGAACUUUGGCGUGAGGUUUUCGAUUUCCAGAGCCCAGCAUGUGUUCGUUCAAAGGAAGGAUGUGCCUUUGUGGCUGGCUGCCCUGGUCUUCGUGGCCGGGCCUCUGUACGCAGUGGCUCUCUACCUUGGCAUGGUGACUGGUCGCAGGAUAUCUGAGGUGCUGAAGCUUCGUGGCCGAGACUUUGUGUUGUCUGGGGGUGGCCACAGUGAUUUUGCCCACAUUGUCAUUGAGUGUCGAGAGGAUGAAGAAGACCUUCCGGGCCUUGGAAAGGUAGCAGAAGGCUUGGCCAUUGCACGCAUUGGUGACUGCGUGGUGGACUCUAUCCGGGGUUUGUUGAAAGAUGGUCUUUGUUGGGAGUGCUUGCCUGUUCUAGAGGAGCACAGAGAGAAACACAAGGCUCUCUUCGACAAGGUGAAACCGCUCUGUCGAAGCACAUUCCGGCCUGCCCCACUCGAAGAGGACGCACUGUGGUUCCCAGCAGCCCGCAAGUCAAAACAGCCCUGGCGCACAAGGCAAAGCAUCUGGCAUGGAGUGAGAGUCACCAGAGACUUCUUGUAUAAAGUCACUGGACGACGGUGCUUCAAUCCUGACUUCUUGGGGGCGCAUGUUCACGUGCACGGAGCCACACGUCACACAAAUGCUGCCCUGCUGAUGACCAACCCCAAUUCUACACAGAAGGCUCCGAGUCAAACCGCUAUACUAGAGUUGCAGCAGCGAACAGAUGUGGGCACCUUUGUGAAGCACUACACACAUGCUGCAGAAGAUGAGCUAACUGCCGCUCUGGAAUUUGGCUCAAUUGGGUCACCUUUCAAGGCACAGCGAUCAUCUGGGCAGACUGAGGGAUCGACUCCACAAGUCCUGCCGGAGGUUGCGAACCGUAGCGGCCCUGGCUCUCUGGAGAAAGUUUCAGCAGAAGCUUUUUCCGAGCACCACGUGUCUACAUGCGCAGCAGAACAUGACCCGGGUCUUGCGGAAGGCAUAACUUCAGCUGAUGUAAAAGGCCAUCUGGCUGAAAUGCCUGGCGGUGCUAGAGUGGCUGAGCUGGAGAAACCAUUUAUCCAGGAACCUGCAUCGAGCUCUGGAACCCUGCCACCCGAAGUCAAUCUCCAAGAGAAUGACCGAGUCGAAGCUGGGGCCCAGACCCACUCAGCAAAACAGCAUUGCAGCCGCAAUGCCUGGCGAAAGGCCAAGCGCAGAGCCGGCUUGGUACGGCACAAGGGAAAGGAAAUGGUCUGA
This is a messenger RNA of Symbiodinium sp. CCMP2592, 1413 nucleotides long. The record is from the annotation of a GenBank genome assembly. NCBI's taxonomy places the organism in Eukaryota, Dinophyceae, Suessiales, Symbiodiniaceae.